Molecule: messenger RNA, 2676 nt
Organism: Budorcas taxicolor (takin)
Lineage: Eukaryota; Metazoa; Chordata; Mammalia; Artiodactyla; Bovidae
Gene: CD22
Product: CD22 molecule
Exons: 14
Coding region: 1-2676 (891 amino acids)
Source: RefSeq, a predicted model, not a curated record
AUGAGGAAACAGUCACUGUCCUCCGGGGAUCAGGGAAAAGGGGUUGGCAUAUGUGCGCAAGAAGAGCUGUCUGGAAGAUGUCAGCGACCAGGUGGCUCAAAGACAAACUCUUCCUGGCCCAGGCUCCUGCCUAGACACAGCACCAUGCAUCUCCUUGGUCCCUCGCUCCUGCUUCUCGAAUACUUGGCUUUCUCUGACUCAACCUGGAAGUUUAAGCAUCCUGAGACCCUCUAUGCCUGGGAUGGAGCCUGCGUCUGGAUCCCUUGCACAUACAAUUGGCUCAAAGGUGGUGGACACACGCUAGAUAACCUGACUGUGUACCACAAUUUUACGUAUGACAAGGAGGCCAAGCACUACAAGGGGACCAUCCUCUAUAAUAAGAACCUGAAAGCCAAGGAGCCUACCCCCAGUCAGGAAAGGGUACGGUUCCUGGGAAACAGCAGAAACAACUGUACCCUCCUCAUCAAUCCUGUCAAGGUCAAUGACAGCGGCCUUCUGGGGCUGAGGGUGACAGCGGGGCUUGAGAAAUGGAUGGAGUCUCUAGCCCUCAAUAUCUCUGAGAGGGCUCCUCAACCCCACAUAGAGCUCCGUCAGGAAAUCUACGAGGACCAGGAAGUCACUGUCACCUGCUCGCUGAAUUUCGCCUGCCGUGAUUACCAGAUCCAUUUGCAGUGGUCCCUGGAGGGGUCUGUGACCACCUAUACCAACCUCUCCCCUGAUAUGGUCACCACCCAGAGCCGCCUCAGUUUCCAGCCCAAGUGGACUCAUGAUGGCAAGAACCUGACCUGCCAGCUCUGGGACCCCAUGAAACAGCGGGUACUCUCGGAGAAAACGGUGUUGCUGGAAGUGAAGCACGCACCAAAGUUGGAGAUCCAGGUCAGCCCCGAGGAAGCCACCGUCACAGAGGGAGAGUCUGUGACCAUGAGGUGCCAGGUCACCAGCAACCCGCCGCACUGGAGUGUGUCCUGGUUCAAGGACGGGACUCAGCUGGAGGAGCAGGGGACAACACUCACUCUGCCCGAAGUGACCAGGACGAUGAGCGGGCAGUACACGUGCCAGGCCUCCAAUGAUGUGGGCCCAAGACAGUCAGAUGCGGUGGAUCUCCAGGUGCACUAUGCUCCAGAACCUUCCAGGGUUCAGCUCUCCCCCUCGUCCAUUAAAGAAGGAGUUACGGUAGAGCUGGCUUGUAUGUCAGCAGCCAAUCCUCCUCCAGUGAAUUACACCUGGUAUUUCAAUAAGCAAGAAAUGCCUGGAAAGAACGGCAGGACCUUCCAGAUCCCUCAAGUCCUCGUCAAGCAUGCUGGGAAGUACUCCUGCUUGGCAGAAAAUAGUCUUGGGCCUGGAUCUGUUGACCAGGAAGCUGACUUGGACGUCCAGUAUCCCCCCAAGGGGGUCACCACGGUGAUUCAAAACCCCACACCAAUUCGAGAAGGAGACAGUGUGACCCUGUCCUGCACCUUCAAUUCCAGUAACCCCAGAGUUACUCGAUAUAACUGGAACAGUCCAGGCUCCCAGGACCAGACAUCACAGAAGCUGACGAUUCGAAAAGUCGCCUGGGACGCACAGCCAGUCAAAUGCGAAGCCUGUAACCAGUGGUGUUCGUGGUCUCCCUCCGUCAACCUGAACGUCCUCUAUGCCCCCAAGGACGUCAGCAUCCAGAUCAGCCCUCAUACAGAGAUUCGAUCUGGGAAGCGGAUCCUCCUCCAGUGUGAGUUCUCAAGUAGCCGUCCCGCGGACGUCCACGUCUUCUGGAAGAAAGAUGGAAGCCUUCUUCUGAAGGCAGGGAAGACACUUACCUUUGACCCCAUCUCUCCAGAAGAUUCGGCAACCUACCACUGCUUGGUCAACAACUCCAUAGGACAGACCUCAUCUGAGGCCCUUGAGCUCCGAGUGAUGUAUGCUCCCAGAAGGCUGCGUGUGUCCAUCAGCCCGAAAGACGGCGUGGUGGAGGGGAAGACGGCAGUCCUGACCUGCGAGAGCGACGCCAACCCUCCCACCUCCCACUACAACUGGUUUGAUGGGAAUAACCAAGACCUCCACCAUUACGGCCAGAUGCUGAGGCUGGAGCCGGUGAAGCUGCAGCACGCAGGCAGCUACUGGUGCCGGGGGACCAACCGUCUGGGCCAGAGCCAGUCGCCCCCGACCACCCUCACUGUCUACUACAGUGCUGCCACCAUCAGCCGGCGUGCGGCCUUGGGAGUGGGGUUCUGCCUGGCCAUCUUCCUUCUGGCCAUCUGGGGAGUCAAGCUUCAGCGGAAUUGGAAGAGGAUUCAGAGACAGCAGGGCCUUCAGGAAAGUUCCGGUGGACAGAGCUUCUUUGUGAGGAAUAUAAAGGCUAGAAGGACCCCCCAAGCUGAACGCCCCCACUCCCUGGGGUGCUACAACCCGGUGAUGGAAGAUACAGUCAGCUAUGCUACCUUGAGCUUUCCUCUUGGCGAGACUGACACGCAGAGACUUAGAGACGCAGGGAGCUCAGAGAUGCGGGAAAUUCCCCCAAGCAGGGACGACAGGGUCACCUAUGCUGUGGUGCAGAACAGUCAAGUGGCCGACUAUGAGAACGUGACUCCGGAGGUCCUAGACGAUGAGGGCAUUCAUUACUCGGAGCUGGUCCAUUUUGGGAAUGGGAAGCGGGCCCUGGCCCAGGAAGGAGUGGAAUACGUGACCCUCAAGCACUGA